Entrophospora sp. SA101 is the source of this 618-nucleotide messenger RNA. The record is from the annotation of a GenBank genome assembly. Lineage: Eukaryota; Fungi; Glomeromycota; Glomeromycetes; Entrophosporales; Entrophosporaceae.
AUGGAUGCUGGCAUCAUUAAUAAUAGAAUCUUUGAUCAAAUAGAUUUUAGAAGUCAUGCUAAACAAUUCGUAAACCUUAGGUGGAAUGCACAAAUAAAAAUAUGGGUUUUCUUUGUAUUUGUAAUAACCACAAUAGGACUUGGAUUUUAUAUUUACAAUUUCAAAAGAGUCUGGACAAAAGGACCUUUUCUCUGGAUGGAUAUAAUAUUAACGACAUUUUGGCUAACAGCUGCAUUGGCAAAUCUUAAUCCAGUAUUUAAAAAUAGUAACAUUUUGCAAUGUGGAGCUUACGAUUCAUACAAUUUCCAUUUGAUGUGCCAAUCUUGGAUAUCAAGUAUACCUGCAAUCUCUUCAAAACAGAAAAAAUUGACAUCUAACAGACAAUCAGUAUUGUUGAAACAAACUUUAGAUAAUCCGAAUAAACCUCAACCUGUGAUGUUAGAAACUGGUUUCAAACCUCUAAUGCUGCCUAUCAUGGUUGAUAAUGAAAGCCAGUCUAAUGAAAUCGGCAGUGGUGGACAUAGUGAUAGAUCAUCAAAAAGAAACAGUAUGUUUGAUAAUGGUGGUUCGAAAAGAUAUAGUUUACUAAAUAUUGCCAAGAAAAGAUUGAGUGGAUAG